Molecule: messenger RNA, 563 nt
Organism: Zophobas morio
Lineage: Eukaryota; Metazoa; Arthropoda; Insecta; Coleoptera; Tenebrionidae
Product: small ribosomal subunit protein uS13-like
Exons: 5
Coding region: 21-485 (154 amino acids)
Biological process (GO): translation
Cellular component (GO): cytosol; small ribosomal subunit; ribosome
Molecular function (GO): RNA binding; structural constituent of ribosome
Source: RefSeq, a predicted model, not a curated record
UUAAGCUAAUUCAUUUGUAUAUGUGCUACCAGUCACUUUUGGCUAACGAUCGGUUUCAACACAUUCUUCGUAUAAUGAAUACUAAUGUCGAUGGCAAGUUGAAAGUUCCCUACGCUUUGACUGCCAUAAAAGGUGUAGGCCGCAGAUAUGCCAUACUUAUGUGUAAAAAAGCUGACGUUGAUCUUAGUAAACGCGCUGGGGAACUUUCAGAGGAUGAGAUAAAUAGGAUAGUCGCCAUAAUGCAAAAUCCUCUUCAGUAUAAAAUCCCGACAUGGUUCCUUAACAGACAAAAAGACAUACGAACGGGAAAGUAUUCGCAAAAGCUUGGCAACGAAGUUGACACUGUUCUUAGAGAAGAUUUAGAGCGCAUGAGAAAAAUCCGAAGCCAUAGAGGAAUUCGGCAUGCGUGGGGCUUACGCGUGAGAGGACAGCAUACCAAGACGACAGGGCGUGGUGCACGCGUACAAACUUUAAAAAAGAAAUAAGUUUUUACAGGAUUUGUUUAAACAGUGACUGGAAAAAGUAUUUUGUAAUUUUUUGGUUGAAAGUAUCUCGAAAUAAAC